Messenger RNA from Linum trigynum, 3449 nucleotides. Lineage: Eukaryota; Viridiplantae; Streptophyta; Magnoliopsida; Malpighiales; Linaceae. The record is from the annotation of a GenBank genome assembly.
AAUGAUAUUAAAAUUUUGUAUUUUGUCCCUCGAAAGCAUGAGUGACCAUAAAAGAACAAGUGUUGUCAUAAGUCAUAACAAACAAAAAGAGGAGGGAACUUGCAAGUAGAAUCAACUAGUAACAAAGGAUCCAUUACAUGCAAGUUGCAACAUCUAGGUUCGUCAUAAAAGAUCGAUGUGUUCACUAAGGAUGAGUCAAGCUCCAUAAGAAUAGAGUUAGACAUAUUCUUGUCAAGUCACUGAUAUAUCAUAUGGUGCAUGGCUAACAGUAUACACUAUUGCUCUAAUCGCUUACUUCUUUUUUAAGACGUAUCAAAUGGAUCUUUGUUCAUUUCUUUCUAAGAGAUGAAAAUUUUAGAUAUUUAAUAACAAAUUAAUGAUAUAUGGAAUGGUGUAUGGUUAGAAAGAUACAUUGCUCUAGUGAUUAUAAUUAUACAACUUCAUAAACAGUUUUCAUUGAAACAAAUUAUUAUUAUUUUGUAAAAUCAAAAGGUUAGAGUAUUUUGUUUAACUCUUCAUUUUUAUCUCUGUUUUAUCAGCAUAGUUUCAUAUCAUUCUCAACAAGUUUGUUCGUUGUGAAAGGUCCAAAAGGGUCUCACGUGAGACGACAUUGACUUUUAGAAAAUGAGGUCAUAUUUUUUCCAUAGUCUAAAAUAAAGUAUUAUCUUUAUUUUUUCAUUCAAGCAUUUACUUCGAUCCAAAUAAGCAAAGGUACCCAUCGAGUCGACUAUGUCAAAUGAUAACAAUUCUCAACCUCAAAAGUAAAAUGGUCGGUGUCUUAGAAAGAAAUCAUCAAAUGAUGGAUAUUGUUGAACUUUUUUUAAGUUUUUUACCAGAUAUUGGGUUAAUAUAUUUGUGUGACCCGAAGUUAUCACAAAUCAAAUAUGUUAGUCAAUUUUUUUAUCUAUAACAUCGUGACCUCAACUAUGCACAUUAAUUUUUUUUUAUCUAUAACAUCGUGGCCUCAACUAUGCACAAUAGCGUAGCUAGAACAUUAGUACCGUGGGGUCCAACUAUUAAUCAAAUAAAGCUCAUGCCUUAAUGGUAAUGGUGUUGAGUUUCUUUCCUUAGCUGGAAGAGUGGCCCUUGCUCUGUCUGUGCUUAAUGUCAUCCCAUCUUCUGCCAUGCAAACCACCAUGCUUCAUGCUUCUGUGUGUGAUUUGAUUGAAAGAAAGAUUAGAUGGUUUGUUUAGGGCUCUAAUGAGGAUAAAAAGAAAGUUCACAUGGUUAACUGGGAAAAAGUGUGUAAGCCUAAAAACCAAGGGGGACUAGGAUUAAGAACUGCUAGGAGUUUGAAUAUGACUUUCAUGAUCAAGCUAGCAUGGCAAAUUCUUAAUAAUGGGUCUGACCUUUGGGUGCAGGUGAUGCAAGGAAAGUACUUCAAACAUGUUGAUGGGCAGAUUGUGGCAAUGAAAAGAAGUAACCAUUCCUCGCUGUGGAAAGCCAUUGUGGAGGCACUGCCUCUCAUGAAGAGUGCUACCUGUUGGAUAAUCAUAAAUGGAAGGACCACCUGUUUUUGGAACCACCGAUGGCUGGACCAUGAUAUCUUUCUCAGAGACCACAUCCUGCAGACUGCUAACUUGCACCAUGAGGACUCUUAUGUGGCGGAGUGGAUUGACGAGAAUGAAGAGUGGAACUGGAAGAAGCUCCAUGAAUGUCUUCCCUCCAAUAUUAUCUCACUGAUCGCUGGUAUGGAACCUCCUAAAAGCACCCUAGGAGAGGUCAAAUGCAUCUGGGGACUGGAAAGAGAUGGAAGAUUCAGGCUGAAGUCAGCCUACAACCUUGUAGCUGACCAAAUGAACACAGAAGGAGUGAUAAUGUGGAAGAACCUCUGGAAGUGGAAAGGGCCAUAUCGUACAAAACACUUCCUCUGGCUUGUGAUGCAUGAUAGGUUGCUCGCUAACAAGGAACGAGUUAAGAGGAAGAUGACUACUAAUGGCAAUUGCAGCCACUGUAAGGAUGUGGAAGAAACAACAGAACACACCAUGCGGAACUGCAGCAAAACGACAGCUAUAUGGGAAAAGUUCAGGUCCAAAGUCACCAACAAAGAAAGGGACCUUCCCUUUAAGGAGUGGCUGUCAAGAAACCUGAGUGAUGAAACUCAUGGGGUUGAUUUUGGUAUGAUCGUGUGGCACCUAUGGAAUAAAGGAAUGAAGAGUGCAUGGAUGGGAAGGUGUAUGUGGAAAAAUCCCCCAUCUGCAGAAUUGAGGCAUGGUUCAAGAUCUAUAAAAUGGCAUUGCAGAAUGUGGAGAGAAGCUUUAGACCCCCUGCUGAGAAUAGAGAGGAGCAGAUUGGCUAGCGCCUGGCAGCCUCCACCUGAGGGAUCGGUACAAGUUCAUUCUGAUGGCUCUGUCCUUUCUCCCUCGGGAUCUGCAGCUGUUGGAGGUCUCAUUCGUGACAGUCUAGGUAGAUAUUGUGCUACCUUCUCCUGUAAUCUGGGCUAAUGCUCGAUUACUGCUGUCGAGCUCAAAGGUGCUAUUGUUGGUUUGCAGUUGGCUUGGGAUAAAGGUUAUCGAAAAGUGCAGCUUAAGAUGGACUCAACCACUGCUAUUGCUAUCAUUAGGGACUGUUCUGAUGAUUAUCAUCGACAUGGCAUAAUGGCUAAACAUGUUAACCACCUUUUGGAUCGUGAUUGGGAUGUCUCUGUCUCACACGUGUAUAGGGAAGGAAAUAGAACUGCUGACUUUCUAGCUAGUUUAGGCCAUAGUCUCACUUUUUGUACACAUCAUGUUGAUGUGUGUAGUUUCGACUCUGUAGAUGGCUUGAUUAUAAUGUAAUGGGAAUCUUCCAACCUCGACUUAUUAAUAUAUGAUUUGAGGCGCCUUUGCGUCUGCCUUCUGACUCGACUCUACUGUCACUCCAGGAAUUGGCCAAGUGUAACCACUUCCUAAAGCGUAGUAUAGCGGGUUUAGGUUUAAUUAUCAACCCGGGUCCUAGAUUUGCUGACUACUCAGUGAGUUCUUGUUAUCUAGCAAUAAAACUGGAGUGCAAGUCUAAACUACCAAACAAACAAAGCAAGUAAACUGGUUGUAUUCAAGUUAAAGAGGUCACCCGGAUAUGGUUCCCCCUAGACUGCAGUUAAGCCGGAUUGUAAUUACCAAGUUCAGUUUCUAUGACAGUUAUACUGCGGAAGGUUCUUAAACAGCCUGAAGUCUCGACUAAAGGUCUUCAGACCCUCUCAAUCUGACUCUCUAGCGGGCGACUAACCUCCACCGGAGUCGACAGAUUGAGGCCCUAAGAACAAACCUCCACUACCGGAGUAAAUCCGGUACAGAAUAGUGAGUUGGCUCCUCGACUAAAGUCACCAACUCCCUACCUUCAAUCAAGGAUACUCUAUUAACCUAGGCAGAUAUUCUCAUUCUAGGUCAAAGCAGAAACAACAGGAAUUUGAUCAGGAUUCAAGUCAUUCAAUCAUUAAAACCUCAAUCGAAUAUAAUCAAUCAUAGAAU